AUGGCUUUGUCUUCCCGUUCAACUGCCACAUCUCAGUCUGGCAACCAGUAUUUCGAGGACCUAAGGAAGGUGGCCGGCAGCGGUGUCGUCCACGCUUUUGAUGCUGGCUCCGAGAAAGGAAGCACCACCAACAUCGGCAGGGUCUUAGGUGAAGGGGGCAGGGUCACAGUAGUUUUGAAGCCAGAUAUGACGACGUGCGGCGAGGAGGAUCCUGGCAAUGCCGAAGUCCUGCUCACCAACGCUGGCACGGUGCACACGGAGCGACCUUCUGCUGGGUAUGGUACCUUCGGUGCCGUUUUCUUCCCAUUCUUUGAGCUGGGCCUUACCGAGGGCUGGUUCAAGGGCCACCCUUACGAAGUCGUUGAGGGGGGCCUUGGUGGCCUGCAGAAAGCGCUUGGUCGCCUCAGCUACAUCCUGGGAGAUGGUAAAAACUCGCGUGUGUCCUCGGAGACAGACUUACUGUGGGCUCUCUGA
This is a messenger RNA of Clonostachys byssicola, 474 nucleotides long. NCBI's taxonomy places the organism in Eukaryota, Fungi, Ascomycota, Sordariomycetes, Hypocreales, Bionectriaceae. The record is from the annotation of a GenBank genome assembly.